Messenger RNA from Thamnophis sirtalis, 3466 nucleotides. It is a transcript of the gene TSHZ3, whose product is annotated as teashirt zinc finger homeobox 3. Lineage: Eukaryota; Metazoa; Chordata; Lepidosauria; Squamata; Natricidae. Gene Ontology annotation, molecular function: DNA binding; DNA-binding transcription factor activity, RNA polymerase II-specific. Gene Ontology annotation, cellular component: nucleus. The record is from RefSeq and is a predicted model, not a curated record. Gene Ontology annotation, biological process: regulation of transcription by RNA polymerase II.
CUUAUGUUUCGGAUGAGCUGAAAGCCAUGGUGGACGAUGACUUGGAACCGGAGGAGACAGCAAUGGAUGGAGAACCUUCUGCAAAGUACGCCUGUCCAGAAAAGGACUUUGGCAAGAAUUGCCAGAGCUAUCAGAACUCUCCGGCGGCUGAAUUUUCCAGCCAUGAAAUGGACAGCGAGUCCCACAUCAGCGAGACGAGUGAUCGAAUGGCCGACUUUGAGAGUGGGUCUAUCAAAAACGAGGAGGAGAGCAAAGAGGUUUCCAUAGCGCUGGAAGAAUCGGUGGCGUCGGACAGCCUGGAGCAGAUGAAGGCUGUCUACAAUAACUUCCUCUCCAACUCCUAUUGGUCCAACCUGAAUUUGAACCUCCACCAGCCAGCCGUUGAGAAAACCAAUGGCAGCAGUAGCAGCAGCAGCAGCAGCAGCAGCAGCUGUGGCAGCGGGAGCUUCGAUUGGCACCAGACCGCCAUGGCCAAAACGUUGCAACAAGUAUCUCAGAACAGGAUCCUCCCCGAGCCCAGCCUUUUUAGCACAGUUCAGUUGUACAGGCAGAGCAGUAAACUUUACGGCUCCAUCUUUACCGGAGCCAGCAAAUUCCGCUGUAAAGACUGCAGCGCAGCCUACGAUACUUUGGUGGAAUUAACGGUGCACAUGAACGAAACGGGGCAUUAUCGAGACGACAACCACGAAACGGAUAACAACAACCCCAAACGAUGGUCGAAGCCCCGUAAACGCUCCUUGCUUGAAAUGGAAGGGAAAGAAGAUGCCCAGAAAGUAUUGAAGUGCAUGUACUGUGGCCAUUCCUUUGAAUCGCUUCAAGACUUGAGCGUGCAUAUGAUCAAAACAAAACAUUACCAAAAAGUGCCUCUGAAGGAACCCGUAACCCCCGUAGCAGCAAAAAUCAUACCGGCCACUCGAAAAAAAACCUCGCUGGAAUUAGAACUGCCAAGUUCCCCAGAUUCUACUGGUGGGACCCCCAAAGGAACUCUUCCUGAUGUCAAUGACCCUCUUCAAAAGAAUUCCAACCCUUACAUCACACCAAAUAACCGCUAUGGACACCAGAAUGGUGCCAGCUACGCCUGGCACUUUGAGGCGAGGAAAUCUCAGAUCCUCAAGUGCAUGGAGUGCGGCAGUUCCCACGACACCUUGCAGGAACUCACGGCCCACAUGAUGGUGACAGGACACUUCAUUAAAGUCACCAACUCUGCCAUGAAGAAAGGGAAGGCCAUUAUAGAGUCCCCUGUCACGCCGACCAUCACAACUUUGCUUGACGAGAAAGUACAGUCUGUGCCUCUCGCGGCCACCACCUUCACCUCUCCUUCCAACCUGCCGUCCAGCAUCUCCCCAAAAUUAAACAUGGAAGUCAAGAAAGAAGUUGAGAAGGACAGAACAAUUGCUGAAGAAAAGGUGAAAGACAAAGACAAAUUAAGCGAAGAUGAGGAAAAAUAUGACAUCUCCUCCAAAUAUCAUUACCUGACAGAAAACGACUUGGAAGAAAGCCCGAAAGGGGGACUAGAUAUUUUAAAGUCAUUGGAAAACACGGUCACUUCAGCUAUUAACAAAGCCCAGAAUGGUACCCCAAGCUGGGGUGGAUACCCCAGUAUUCAUGCUGCUUAUCAGCUGCCCAACAUGAUGAAAUUAUCCCUAGGAUCAUCAGGAAAGAAUACGCCUUUGAAGACCAUGUUUGGAAAUGCUGAGUUAGUCUCUCCCACUAAAAGUCAGCCCCUGAUUUCACCUCCAAAUAGCCAGACUUCCCCCGUGUCCAAAACAAAUUUCCAUGCCAUGGAAGAGUUGGUGAAGAAAGUCACGGAAAAAGUAGCCAAAGUGGAAGAAAAACUGAAGGAACCCGAAGCGGGGAAGCUUUCGCCCCUGAAGAGAGCCACCCCUUCGCCGUGCAGCAGCGAAGUCAGCGAACCCCUCAAGAUGGACACUUCCAGUGACGUUGGGUUCAAAAGCCAUCAGAAUAGUCCAGUUUCUCAGAGGGAGAGCUGCAGAGACAGCCCAACCGGAGAACCGAUGGAAAACGGCAAGGAGAUUGUCAAGAAAAUCGCGAACACCUUGACCAGCAGCGCAGCUAUUAUUACCGACCAUCCUCCCGAGCAACCCUUUGUGAACCCAUUAAGUGCGUUACAAUCUGUCAUGAACAUUCAUCUUGGGAAGGCAGCGAAACCUUCUCUUCCUGCCCUAGACCCCAUGAGCAUGCUCUUUAAAAUGAGCAACAGCUUAGCAGAAAAGGCUGCCGUCGCCACGCCACCGUUGCAUCCCAAAAAACCAGAUCACUUAGACCGUUAUUUUUACCAUGUCAAUAACGACCAGCCCAUCGAUUUGACGAAAGGCAAGAGUGACAAAAGCUGCUCUUUGGGUUCAGUGCUUUUGUCAUCCACAUCAGCGUCUUCAGCAUCUUCUUCAUCUACAGUGACAACCGCAAAGACAUCUGCGGUUGUGUCAUUUAUGUCAAACUCGCCGCUACGCGAGAAUGCCUUGUCAGAUAUCUCGGAUAUGCUCAAGAACCUGACAGAAAGUCACACAUCAAAAUCCUCCACACCUUCCAGCCUCUCCGAGAAGUCUGACAUUGAUGGCACUACAAUUGAGGAACCAGAAGAAACGACUCCGGCUCAGAAAAGGAAGGGACGCCAGUCAAACUGGAAUCCUCAACAUUUACUCAUCCUGCAAGCCCAGUUCGCUGCCAGUUUGCAGCAGACGUCGGAAGGGAAGUACAUUAUGUCGGACUUGAGCCCUCAAGAGAGAAUGCACAUUUCCAGGUUUACGGGACUCUCCAUGACCACCAUUAGCCACUGGUUGGCCAAUGUGAAAUACCAACUCCGAAGGACAGGGGGGACAAAAUUCCUUAAAAAUUUAGACACGGGGCACCCGGUGUUCUUUUGUAACGAUUGUGCUUCUCAAAUCAGAACUCCUUCGACGUACAUCAGUCACCUGGAGUCCCAUCUAGGUUUCAGAUUGCGAGACUUGUCCAAACUCUCCAGCGAGCAGAUUAACAAUCAGAUAGCACAAAUCAAGCCCUCCUCUGAGAAACUGUCGGCACCUUCGCCGGAGGAAGAGUUGGGGACUUCCUACCAAUGUAAACUCUGCAACAGGACUUUUGCAAGCAAGCAUGCUGUGAAACUUCAUCUCAGUAAAACACAUGGGAAAUCUCCCGAGGACCAUCUUCUUUAUGUCUGUGAAUUAGAAAAACAGUAGUGUCAACUCUUCUUCCUUUCUUUCUUUGUCACAGACAAGCUACCCGAACCACUGUACUUGGCUUUGAAGAAAACUGUCAGACAUGCUGUUGAGUUUCUCCUUUGCCCCUUACCCACCCCUGUUCUUGGCACAUAAUUGUUAUUUUAACUCUGGGGGUGUCACUCUAACUCUGGACGAGUCUCAUUUUUUAUAUAUAUAUAUAACUGUAUAGUGUUUAAUAGAGGUACAUAAUCAGCUGUUGUUACUGGUAAAAUAUGAAGGUUAAAAAC